This is a messenger RNA of Stylophora pistillata, 1694 nucleotides long. RefSeq lists its product as uncharacterized. The record is from RefSeq and is a predicted model, not a curated record. Gene Ontology annotation, biological process: protein sumoylation. NCBI's taxonomy places the organism in Eukaryota, Metazoa, Cnidaria, Anthozoa, Scleractinia, Pocilloporidae. Gene Ontology annotation, molecular function: SUMO ligase activity; zinc ion binding. Gene Ontology annotation, cellular component: chromatin.
AACUAGUAGAUCGAAGACUUUUGCAUCAUGAGAUCAAGGCGGGAGAAAGGGUGAGUUUUAAGGAAAACAACAUUGCUGUUGUAUUGUUUGAAAGGAUUUAAAGAGAAACCUUUUGACUUUGGACGAGACUACUGCUCUAAAGUGACAUUUGUAAAAUGCCAAACGAGCGGCGUGAUCGACGGCUACACGAAAACGAGCGGGAGUCACGGACGCCUAAGUCUCCCUCACACAGACAUCGUUCAAACGAAAGCCAUAAACUUGAUCGAAGACAUCGAAGACAUCAUCACCGACGCAGAAUACAUCACCGACAAACGGGGCUUCGGUCUUCUACACAUAUAUACGUUAAUGGAUCGACAGAUACAGUGCCUUCCGUUUCAGUUCACACUGAUCAUGUUACUUUGGCUUCGAGUUUGAACUCGUUUAAUGAUGGAAUGGAGACAUUGCUUGGUAAUUGCUUUGAACUACUGGGUCGUCUGCGAAACAAUCCCCUUGUUCAUCCCCAAAAUUCACAACAAUCCAUUUCUAAUGUGAAACGUGGGGUUAACCAUUCUAAUUUAACAGCCGUGCUGACAUCUCAAAAAACAAAACCUGCAGUGAGUUUUAGCGGGAUAUUGGAUACCUACAAGAUGUGCAGUACUGUUCCAGCAUCAAAAACUAAAGCUCGGUUACAGCAGAGCUUAGUUUCUCACACUGAAGCCAAACUCGAUGUAAUUGAUGUCUCACUGACAUGCCCCCUUACACAAUCACAAAUGGUAACUCCAGUGCGUGGAAGGAACUGUGCACACAUCAGCUGCUUUGAUGGAGCAGCAUAUCUUCAGCUUAUGUGGGAAAAGCGAGUGGAAAAAUGGAAAUGCCCUAUUUGCAAAACUCUUACACCUCUGUCUGAGUUAGUGAUAGAUGGAUUUAUCCAGGGGAUUUUAGAAUCAGUGCCGGAAGAUUUGAAGAGUGUGGAGUUUACUCCUGAUGGAUUCUGGAGAAUCAAAGAAGGAAAUGAUUCAUUCCCGUCAAUCAAAAAGUCUCCUGUCGACUGUUACAGUAACUCCAGCCAAGGAAAUACUGUUAUUGACCUGACAUUUGAUACGCCACAAAAAAUUAUACCAAAGAAAAUAUCUAAUGCUGAUAGAAAUUAUAAUGGAAGUAAUCUGGAAAUUCAAGUCAUUGAUCUCACUCUAUCUCCUUAGAAUACAAGUACCUUUAUUUUACUUCUUUCAACUUCUGUGAUGAGAUGACAACAACUUACAGACUUGCCUUGAAGAAAUGAAUAUUUUCAUAUGUGAUAAACAUAAACAUUUUGUGGUUUGCUAUGUUUGCAGACUAGGUGGAUUUUCACUGAUUGGCAAAACCAACUUAAUUUUACUUUAACACAACUAAUAAUAUAAAUGAAAAAAUUAUUCAGUUCUGAUUGGUUAAGAUAAAUGUAGUUUUCAGGUAGUUCAGUGCAGAUGAGAGUUAAUUCAGUGUAGAAGAGGGUUAAUUCAGUGCAAAGAAAGUAACAAACCAGACAUUCUGAUUGGUCAGAAUGAUUGGUCAAUGUCAAGGUCAAUGUCACUUGCCGGGUUUAAAUAAAUUAUUUUUGCAUGUGAUGCGUACGCUUUUCUUCUGCCUAAUUAUGAUAAGCUACCUGGUAUUUUUUUUAUCUUUAUUAUUAAUACAUAAUCACAUGAUUUUUCUCAUGCAAUUUGGAAUAAAUAAAC